AUGGCGGCAGCCAACGCCAUAGACCGUUUGGAGAGACUCCGUAAUCGUUUAUCGAUUAAGCAUGAGCUUUGUAAAGGCAUGCUGGGUGAAUUCAUUGGUACCGGACUGAUGACGUUGGUCGGUACGAGCGUACUGGCUCAGAUACGCCUAGCAGCUGGGAACAAGAUGAGAGUUGAUAGUACACGUGUAGAUGGUGCAGAUGCUGGAGUACAUGUAUUCUACACUCUGAUCAACACUAUGAUCGGGUGGGGUCUUGCUUAUGCAUUCGGCUAUGCAAUAGCACGAAAGCUCUCAGGCGGCCAUCUGAACCCAGCGAUCUCAUUGAUGUUUUUGUCCUUCCGUCAGAUCUCGCCGCUACGAUUUGUCCUUUACGUCCUUGCACAAGUGGCAGGAGCCUUUGCUGGUUGUGCUAUCACUUAUCUGAUGUAUUAUGAUGCUUUGGAGCACUAUGGUGGCCCAGAACGUCAUGUCCAGGGCGUCAAUGCUACAGCCGACAUUUUUGCGUCAUAUCCAAAUCCUCAUUUAGGUCGUCUAAAUGCAUUCUUGGAUCAGCUGAUCAGCUCUGCAAUCUUUUGCUUCUUGUUCGCACACAUCUUCGACAAGCGCAACUCUUAUCCAAAUUGGAUCCGUCCGCUCCUUGCUGGUCUUGCAUUCCUCAUGAUUGGAACUGCUUUUUCAUUUAACUGCGGUUUCCCAGAUAACCCGGCACGUGACUUUGGAGGACGUUUGUUCAGCAUGCUUCCAUACGGUGGUGAAGUUUUCAGCUACGGAAAUAGAAAUAUGAACUGUUGGUUCUGGAUCCCACUUCUGGCUCCACUUCUUGGUGCUCUUCUUGGUGGUUGGUUGUACCAGCUUGCUGUUGGUUUCCAUAGCUCCGUUGAAGAUCCUGAUGUGGAAGUACGCAGAUAUGAUGUCGAAGUUACUCAAGAAUUGAAACCGCUGACAACCAAAGGGUGUGUAUUUUUUACUUUUUGAGG
Molecule: messenger RNA, 977 nt
Organism: Enterobius vermicularis (human pinworm)
Lineage: Eukaryota; Metazoa; Nematoda; Chromadorea; Rhabditida; Oxyuridae
Source: the annotation of a GenBank genome assembly